AUGCAUCCAAUGAAUUUUGAUGAAUCCAUUGCCUGUCCACGAGCUCUGAUUACAGCGUGCGGUGUGAAAAGGUUUCCAAGCCGUCAUUACAACGAGAAGGAGUGUGCGGGGCAUGAGCCGUUUUCAUUAUCUGUUCAAGGCGCCAAGGAAUGCACUAAACAGCUCGCGCUCGGUCCACCUUUGUGUCCACCGAGAAAGUCUACCUCAUCCCUGAACUCCCAACUGCAACAGCUCCAGCAGCUCCAGCUCCAGCAGCAGCAGCAGCAGCAACAACAACAACAACAGCAACAGCAACUGCCUCCUCCAGCACCAACCAGCCAGCACCCACAGCCAGCCUCACAGGCGCCCUCACACUCUCAACAGCCACAAUCCCAGCCCACACCGCCCCACCAGCCACCACCUGCCUCACAGCAGCCACCGGCUCCGCCAGCUCAGCUGCCACAGGCUCCUCAGUCUCAACAGCACCCAUCCCACUCCCACCCCCAGAGCCAGAAUCAGUCAUCUCCAAGCCAACAGAGCUCAAGUCCCCCUCAGAAACCCAGCGCAUCUCCAGGACAUAGCCUUCCAUCACCGCUCACGCCGCCCAACCCUCUACAGCUGGUUAAUAAUCCUCUAGCAAGUCAGGCCGCCGCUGCUGCAGCAGCCAUGGGCUCCAUAGCAAGCUCACAGGCCUUUGGCAAUGCCCUCUCCAGCCUUCAGGGGGUCACAGGUCAACUAGUUACUAAUGCACAAGGACAGAUUAUUGGGACCAUUCCACUGAUGCCUAACCCAGGGCCAUCGAGUCAAGCAACAAGUGGCACUCAGGGCCUUCAAGUACAACCUAUCACGCCCCAGCUCCUAACCAAUGCCCAGGGCCAGAUCAUUGCCACAGUCAUCGGAAACCAGAUCUUGCCUGUGAUCAACACUCAGGGUAUCACCCUGUCCCCCAUCAAGCCAGGCCAGCAGCUUCACCAAUCUUCCCAGUCAUCAGUGGGUCAAGCAGGCACUCAAGGGAACCUUCUGCACCUGGCUCAUGGCCAAGCAUCCACAUCUCAAAGUCCCGUGCGACAAGCUUCUUCCUCCUCCUCCUCAUCCUCCUCUUCUUCAGCUUUGAGCGUGGGCCAGUUAGUGAGCAAUCCUCAAACGGCAGCGGGUGAGGUGGACGGGGUUAAUCUGGAGGAGAUUCGAGAGUUUGCCAAAGCUUUUAAAAUCCGACGCCUGUCCCUUGGCCUGACACAGACUCAGGUGGGACAAGCCCUCAGUGCCACAGAGGGCCCCGCAUACAGCCAGUCAGCCAUCUGCAGACACACCAUCCUGAGAAGCCACUUUUUCCUACCACAGGAAGCCCAAGAGAACACUAUAGCUAGCAGUCUGACAGCCAAACUGAACCCUGGCCUUUUGUAUCCUGCCAGGUUUGAAAAGCUGGACAUCACCCCUAAAAGUGCCCAGAAGAUCAAGCCGGUGCUUGAGCGGUGGAUGGCUGAGGCUGAGGCCCGCCAUCGAGCAGGUAUGCAGAACCUCACGGAGUUUAUUGGGAGUGAGCCAUCCAAAAAGCGCAAGCGGCGCACCUCCUUCACACCCCAGGCCCUUGAGAUCCUCAAUGCCCACUUUGAGAAGAACACACACCCCUCAGGGCAGGAAAUGACCGAGAUUGCUGAGAAGCUAAACUAUGACCGGGAAGUAGUUAGAGUUUGGUUCUGCAAUAAGAGACAAGCCCUGAAGAACACAAUUAAGCGCUUAAAGCAACAUGAGCCCACUUCAGCGGUCCCGCUGGAGCCCUUAGCCGACUCGCCUGAAGAAAACUGCUAGACACACCCAUCCAUGGUCAGAAGGAAGCACCGCAGAAACUACUCUGAAUCUCCACAAAAAAAGAAAGAAGAAAGGAUUAAAGACACCCCCAGUCAUCAUUUCCCUUGUAUGUAAAAGACUCAAAAGGAAAAGGAAAAAGGAAAAAACAAAAAACCUAACAAAUGGGCAGGAUGGUUUAUACAUGUCCGUGGGCUUUCCAAAAGGAAGAAGAAAAGGAAAUUUUAAAUUUUUAAACAGGAAAUGCACCACAUGGAAGGAGUAUGUGGUAGGAUCAUUCCCUCCCCCACCUGUCUCCGUAAAGCCAGUUUUUUAAAGCAAACCAAAUAUCCACUUACUUUUUUCUGUAUAUGAUGAAAAUGUGAACACCUAUUAAGGAAAAAGAAAAAAAAAGAAAACCAAAAAACAAAACAAAACAAUUCACCACCACAAACUUCUAUCUGUUCAAAGCGAAUGCAAGCCUGCCACCUGGAGGAGGGCCCGCAUCCCUUCAGGGACGAAGUGCUGAUCACUGCAAAACCUAUUAACCAAAGUCAGAAACACUGCGAACGCUGUUGGUCUACUUGCCUCGGCGUGUAAAGCUGGGGUUUGAAUUUUUACAUUUGUACCAACAAAAAAGCAGGAACCCUGCUUUCUCCCAUCUUUCUUACCGGUUGUCUCUGUCACCAGGGACGUUUUUGAAAUCAUUCUGUAUGGCUCACUACCAAUGUGUUUCUUAGCAGAAGUGAGUUUUCAUUUUGUUGGGUUUUUUUUUUCCUAAAUUGUGUUAUUUCCUUUUGCUUUGUUUCGAUUGGGGGUGGGGGCAACCUGAAUUGUGUGCCAAAGCAUCUGUGGCAAUUCUUCUCAUUGUGAGCUGGAGGUUUGAGAAAGAUAAUGGAGUUCACACCUCCCUUUCUUCCUUAUUUCUCCACCUCCCUCUCAUGUGGCUCCUGGGAUCUUCAGGAAGGUAGCAGAUGUGAGAAGAAAAGGUGUAUUUUUCCACUCCAAUCCUGCAGAGAUGCAGGAAAGACUCCAGAAAAACUAGGGCUUUGCUGGGUGACUAUCAACACCAGCAGAGGCUGUAAUUGUGCUCACCGUCCACACCGGAGAUUGAGAUUUUUCUCAGUCUGCUAGCCACACUUGUGGAGAGCUGAUCAAAACUAAUUCUGUAAUAUAAACAUAAGCUGCACAUAUGGUUCAAUACUUACAUCUGUGUUUUGCUUCUGCUCAAAGCAAUUUCUCUCAGAAGUCUGAUAGCCAAAGAAAUGUCUCAAGGUUUCAACCAACACACACACACACACACACACACACACACACACACACACAAGCAUGUUCAUACCCAUCCACCUUGCACAAAGAGACAAGCCACAAAGAAAAUGACAGUGGCCUAGAUUGUUAGGGGCUGCCAAAUAUCCUGUUAGCCUCACUUUGUCUGCAACCUCUUUCAUCAGACAGUGUUGGCAGACAUUUGGAGCUGGGGUACAACUGUUCUUGAAUUUAUAAAUGGGGCAGAAAUGUGACAGGCAAAGUUAAGCUAUUGGAAUUGGGCUCUGACUUCUUGACUAGAAAAGAAGGAUUAGCGAAAAGAUCCUCCAAGAAAGGAAAAAUAUACAGAAGCAGCUCAUAAAACAUAUCAGAAAAGCCUUCACUAUUAGAACAAGUAUAUUAAUUCAUUUAAAAAAAAAAAGAACUUCCCCAAGGCAUGGGCCAUUGAGACCCAAGAAGCCCACAGAAUGGACUAAGGAGGAGGAUAGAGGGGCAAGAAACUCCUGGGCCCAGAAGAAGGUAGACGGUUCUACCAAAGAAGGCAAAAGAGAAUCAUCGAUUAGCUUGUUGUCAAAAUGUAAAUAUUCAUGAGUAAUUAAAAAGCAUGCUCCUUUACUGUCUAGAGGCAAAUCAUGAACGGUAAAGAGAAACCCCACCUCCCAUUGCCCAGUUGAUCACAAAGACCAUGAUCCCCUUCCCCUAGCACACGCCUCCCACCCAGGGUUCUAGUUUUUGGUUGUGUUGGCUCCUUUGCUGGUUACGAAAAUGGGGCAAUGUAACAGUUCCCUCAGCUGGUUCAAUCAGCAACCAUAAAGUUC
Messenger RNA from Microtus ochrogaster (prairie vole), 3848 nucleotides. RefSeq names its product POU class 6 homeobox 2 (gene Pou6f2). The record is from RefSeq and is a predicted model, not a curated record. Lineage: Eukaryota; Metazoa; Chordata; Mammalia; Rodentia; Cricetidae. Bases 1 to 1788 code for a protein of 595 amino acids. Gene Ontology annotation, molecular function: RNA polymerase II cis-regulatory region sequence-specific DNA binding; DNA-binding transcription factor activity, RNA polymerase II-specific. The transcript has 7 exons. Gene Ontology annotation, biological process: regulation of transcription by RNA polymerase II.